AUGCCACAAAAGCUAUUUACAGAUGGCUUCUUUCUGACUAUGUCAAAGUCAGGCCAUGUUCUGGGAGCAGCCAUGUUUAUGAUUGAAAUAGCUGGUGUGAAGCUUUUAUAUACAGGUGAUUUCUCAAGACAGGAAGACAGACAUCUGAUGGCAGCUGAGAUUCCCAAUAUUAAACCUGAUAUUCUUAUAAUUGAAUCCACGUAUGGUACUCAUAUUCAUGAAAAAAGGGAAGAGCGAGAGGCAAGAUUCUGUAAUACCGUUCACGACAUUGUAAAUAGAGGAGGUAGAGGUCUUAUUCCUGUGUUUGCCCUGGGUCGAGCUCAAGAACUACUUUUAAUUUUAGAUGAAUACUGGCAGAAUCAUCCUGAACUCCAUGAUAUCCCUAUAUAUUAUGCCUCCUCUUUGGCAAAGAAAUGUAUGGCAGUUUAUCAGACGUAUGUGAAUGCCAUGAAUGACAAAAUCCGCAAGCAAAUUAACAUCAACAAUCCAUUUGUUUUCAAGCAUAUUAGUAACCUGAAGAGUAUGGAUCAUUUUGAUGAUAUUGGCCCAAGUGUUGUGAUGGCUUCCCCAGGUAUGAUGCAGAGUGGCUUAUCCAGAGAGUUGUUUGAGAGCUGGUGCACAGAUAAGAGAAAUGGAGUAAUUAUAGCAGGGUACUGUGUUGAAGGAACGCUUGCUAAGCACAUCAUGUCUGAACCUGAAGAAAUCACAACUAUGUCAGGACAAAAACUCCCACUGAAGAUGUCUGUGGAUUACAUUUCUUUCUCUGCUCACACAGAUUAUCAACAAACUAGUGAAUUUAUCCGGGCCCUGAAACCUCCACAUGUGAUUUUAGUUCACGGUGAGCAGAAUGAAAUGGCCAGAUUGAAAGCAGCAUUGAUACGGGAAUAUGAGGAUAACGAUGAAGUUCAUAUAGAAGUUCAUAAUCCUAGGAAUACUGAAGCUGUGACAUUAAACUUCAGAGGAGAAAAACUUGCCAAGGUGAUGGGAUCUUUAGCAGAUAAGAAACCAGAGCAAGGACAGAGAAUUUCUGGAAUCCUAGUUAAAAGAAAUUUUAACUAUCACAUCCUUUCUCCAUGUGACCUCUCCAAUUAUACCGACUUGGCGAUGAGCACUGUAACACAGACACAAGCCAUUCCAUAUACCGGCCCUUUUAAUCUGCUUUAUUAUCAGCUACAAAAACUUACCGGUGAUGUAGAAGAAAUAGAAAUCCAACAAAAACCAGCCUUGAAGGUUUUCAAAAACAUUACUGUGAUCCAGGAACCAGGCAUGGUAGUCCUUGAGUGGGUGGCAAAUCCUGCUAAUGAUAUGUAUGCAGACACCGUGACAACAGUGAUACUGGAAGUUCAGUCAAAUCCCAAAAUACAGAAAGCUGCAGUACAUAAAAUUUCCAAAAAAGUAGAUAUGGAUGUGUAUAGGAAGAGAAUGGAGAUCAUGCUUCAGGAUAUGUUUGGAGAAGACUGUGUGAGUUCAAAAGAUGGCUCUGUCCUGUGCGUCACGGUUGAUGGAAAGACUGCAAACAUUUCGCUGGACACUCGGACAGUUGACUGUGAGCCAGGAAGCGAAGAUGACGAAUCCCUUCGUGAAAUGGUGGAACUGGCUGCACAGAGGCUUUAUGAUGCCCUCAGCCCAGUAUACUGACCUCUGUAGAUACCUAGGACACGUCAAAAAAAUCUUUUAAAUGUUCAAUUUAUUUGGACUAUUUUUUAAGAGUAAAUAAUUUUUUUUUCUUCAGUAAGUCAAACGUAUCAAUUCUGUGACUGUGAAACUGCUGACUUAUUUCAAAUAAUGGAUGAGCAACCUUAUAGCAACUAUGUUUGUGCAUAUAGAUCAUAAUAAAAUCAGGCAAAGUGUGC
Molecule: messenger RNA, 1853 nt
Organism: Aptenodytes forsteri (emperor penguin)
Lineage: Eukaryota; Metazoa; Chordata; Aves; Sphenisciformes; Spheniscidae
Gene: CPSF3
Product: cleavage and polyadenylation specific factor 3
Exons: 15
Coding region: 1-1638 (545 amino acids)
Biological process (GO): mRNA 3'-end processing by stem-loop binding and cleavage
Cellular component (GO): mRNA cleavage and polyadenylation specificity factor complex
Molecular function (GO): RNA binding; RNA endonuclease activity; 5'-3' exonuclease activity
Source: RefSeq, a predicted model, not a curated record